Molecule: messenger RNA, 1391 nt
Organism: Branchiostoma belcheri (Belcher's lancelet)
Lineage: Eukaryota; Metazoa; Chordata; Leptocardii; Amphioxiformes; Branchiostomatidae
Product: brain-specific angiogenesis inhibitor 1-like
Exons: 9
Coding region: 6-1391 (461 amino acids)
Biological process (GO): extracellular matrix organization
Molecular function (GO): serine-type endopeptidase inhibitor activity
Source: RefSeq, a predicted model, not a curated record
GAAAGAUGAAGACAACAUUUUUGGUUGUCCUAACUUCUGCGGUUGUGCUGCAGACGACACUUGCAGUCCCAGGAAAAUCAAGAGCUGCGGCUGCCCCCCGAUGUUCGUACGACCUGUGUAUGCUGUCGUGCAUGGGCGGCUACAAAAAGGACGAGAACGGGUGUUACAUUUGUGUCUGCAAAGAAGUUGACGGGAACUGGAGCCCGUGGACGGCCUGGGGCGAGUGUACGAAGACGUGCGGCGGGGGGCAGCAGGCGCGCUCCCGGGAGUGUACGGACCCUGCCCCGGCACACGGAGGGAAGGACUGCGACGGAGGAACACACGAGACACAGGCCUGCAACCUGAAACCGUGUCCUGAUGACUUCCAGUGGUCGAAGUGGUCGUCCUGGGGGGACUGUACCAAGUCGUGCGGCGGGGGUGAGCAGCGGCGGGGCCGGAAGUGCCAGGGCUGGGCGGACGGGGCGGCGGGGUGUGAGGGCAGCUCCGAGGAGACACGGACCUGUAACGACAACGACUGUCCCAAGGAUGGUGUAUGGGGUCCGUGGUCUGACUGGGGGGCAUGUUCAGUGACGUGUGGCACAGGUGUGGAGAGGCGGGACCGUGGAUGUGUGGGACCGGCUAACGGCGGGAAGGACUGUCAUGGAGACAGGGAGGAGACCAGACGAUGUACCAAGAAACCGUGUCCCGUUGACGGUGUAUGGGAGGAAUGGGGUGAGUGGGAACAGUGUACGGAGACUUGCGGCAGCGGGGUGCAGUCCCGUCUCCGGAACUGCCGCGGACCGACCCACGGAGGGAGGGAGUGCAAAGGAGAGAACAUCCAACUGCAACCGUGCAGCAACGGACCAUGCCCAGUCGACGGAAGCUGGAAAGAGUGGUCUGACUGGACGGAGUGCUCGGCCACGUGCGGCGGGGGCAGGCAGCAGCGCGCCCGAGAGUGCGAGCCUCCCCUGCACGGUGGAGCGGCCUGCAAGGGCAACCGGCUGGACACUGAGUCGUGCAACACACACGACUGUCCAUCGAAGCUGAAAAAAGCCCGCCGUGACCUGUGGACCCGUAGCCUGACCGGGUGUCAGUGUUACUGGGACAACCGGCGGCGGGACUGUGCCUGCUGUGAGGACGGAGGGUGUCAGUGCACCCAGGACAACCCGCACCAGUGUGUCCGCUGUGGCUACGGUGCCGACUGUGGCAGACAUAUGUACGCACCGGAGGAUGGUGUGGACGGAUGGACCAAGACAAGGACGGGCUGCGCAUGCCCAGGAGGGGAGGGUCGCCAGUGCGCAUGCUGCCAGAACGGCGGUUGCCCUUGCGGGGUAGAACGGCAGAAGAACCAGUGUGUGCUGUGCGGGAGCGAAGACAAACACUGCGGCAACAAACCCCACAUCUUUGGUUAA